UCUGUGCUGGUGCGGUUAUAGUCAGAGCGACUGAAAAUGAACAGUUAGCUCAAAUACUUGCCGUUCACAAGCAAUGGCCAGCCAGCCUUUACAUACAGCUGGGUGAAUCCCCGCCGUGUCUUGGAGUUGCUAUGAGGGCGGGGGCCUCGUCCAUGUGGGCAGCAUGCUGUGGUCUACUGAAUGAGGUGAUGGGUACUGGGGCCGUGAGAGGGCAGCAGCCAGGUUUCGGAGCCGGUGCGGGGCCUUUUCGUUUCGCUCCCACUGCAGGAUACUCCACAUACCCCCCCAACAGCUCAACCAGCAAUAGCCUGGUUUGUCAGGCCUGUGGACAAGCAUUUUCUGUCUUUAGGAGGAGGCACAUCUGUUGUGACUGUAAGAAGAGUUUCUGUUCGCUGUGUUCGGGACUUCAGGAAAACUUGCGCAGGUGCACAACUUGUCACCUGCUGAAGGGGACUGCAUUCCAGCGCCCUCAACUCAUGCGUCUGCGUGUUAAAGAUUUGCGGCAAUACCUUACUCUACGCAACAUUAACACUGACACCUGCAGGGAGAAGGAGGACCUUGUGGACUUGGUGCUUUGCCAUCAAGGUGCAGAGAGUGAAGAUGAACUAGACACGCCUUCUCUGCAGUCCCGGCCCCUUUAUAGCCUGUCCCCUUCAAUUGAAGUACCCAAUUCCCCUGUGUCAAUUCUCUCCCCAACUCAAGGAGAACCAAUCAUUAGGAGCAACAGCUUGGAGUCCACCAAUCAGGAUAUUGGAGACUUCUCUUCUGUAUCGCUCCUUAACCUUGACCAGACCGAACACACGCCAGAGGUGAGUCCACGGACGCGGCAGCAGGCUCGAGCUUCCCUGUCAGACCUGUCCAGCCUUAAUGAUGUUGAGCAGCUGACUGUACGGCAGCUGAAGGAGAUCCUGGCAAGGAACUUUGUGAGCAUCUCAGGCUGCUGUGAGAAGUGGGAACUGGUGGAACGUGUCAGGAGGCUUUACCGGGAGAGCGAGGAGAAUCGCAAGUCUAUAGAGAAUGUGAGCAACCCCAUCACUGCAGUGAUAGCUUGUCCCCCUCCAAUCUGCAAUGGUGGAAUUGGAGAUACUUGCCGUAACCAGUUAUCAAACGAUGACAACUUGUGUCGCAUCUGUAUGGACGCGGUCAUUGACUGUGUGCUGCUGGAGUGUGGUCACAUGGUCACCUGCACUAAAUGUGGGAAAUGCAUGAGUGAAUGCCCUAUAUGCAGACAAUACGUUAUCAGGGCCGUGCAUGUUUUCAAAUCCUAGUACUGCUGGGAGAACCAUCUUCAGCCUGAUAAAAAUUCUUCAGCAAUGCGCUCCACCUGCUGACUGUUUUGCAUUAGGGAUUCGUGCAGGAAGGGCCUGUGUCCUUACAUCUGAUCAAUAAAGGAAGAAUAAGUUCACUACUUAAUUUUUGAGGUCAAGGAGCCUCAAGGAAAACAGAUUUCAGACUUUUUAAUAAAAUAAAAUAAAAACAUUCCACAAGGUCUUCAGAAGCUCAGUUAAAAUAUGCAAAUUUUCUGCAACAACACCUCACAGCCUUAACUUGAUGUCCUACAGCUUUGUAGACUUUUGGUCUGCAUGAGCUUUUUUUUCUCACCUGAAUGGAAAGAAAAAAAAAGAAUGGAAAAACAAGCAUUAUUCAGGUCAGCUGACAAGCUUUCUUGAGGAAUUGGAUGUCCUGCUGUCCUCCUUGCCAGAGGAUGGCAGGCCACUUGUGGUUCUUGGUGAUUUCAACAUACACCAGGACAAACCCCAGGCCAUUGAACUGAAUACUCUUCUGGCCUCAUUUGACUUGGAAAGACUACACACCACAGCAACUCACAGGUCGGGCAACCAGCUGGACCUCAUUUUUACACACCAGCACGGACUACACCACCCAGCCCCUGGCUGUCUGACAUCCUUCGUGAACAUCGGACUGUUCUCAGGGCAGCUGAGAGGAGAUGGCGGAAAUCUAAAGAUCCAGCUGAUCUAGCCCAACGACACCACAGUGACCGC
Xyrauchen texanus (razorback sucker) is the source of this 2000-nucleotide messenger RNA. RefSeq names its product E3 ubiquitin-protein ligase RNF34-like. Gene Ontology annotation, cellular component: plasma membrane; cytoplasm. The transcript has 12 exons. The record is from RefSeq and is a predicted model, not a curated record. Lineage: Eukaryota; Metazoa; Chordata; Actinopteri; Cypriniformes; Catostomidae. Gene Ontology annotation, biological process: protein K48-linked ubiquitination; proteasome-mediated ubiquitin-dependent protein catabolic process; negative regulation of extrinsic apoptotic signaling pathway via death domain receptors. Gene Ontology annotation, molecular function: ubiquitin protein ligase activity. The coding region runs from base 132 to 1268 and encodes 378 amino acids.